UAGCUAUCGAUUCUCCACAAUGAACAACAAAGGACGCACGCCCGGUAGUGCCGGAAGAACAGUCAGAUCGUCCGCACAACAAAAUGGUCUGACAAUGCGAAAAAGAGACAUGACACCCACUCGCAACACAAACUUGCUACCCAACGCAACUUUCGUAGGUGAUCGAUUUCUUGGAGUCCGACUGGAUCAGGAUGAACUCGAUCAUGCUAAUCAUCUCAUGACGAGUAAGCUCUACAGCAACAAAGAGAAUUUGAAUAAUUCCAUGUCCGAGCCCAACAGUCCGGAGAAGAAAAGUGUGGAAGGAGAAGCUCUGAAACAAAUGAUGCGCCACAAAUCCACUGGAGCUCUUACCGAUGCUGAUGAUGGAGAUCGCAUUCUUUGCUAUAAGAAAAAUCUCGCUCCACCACCAGCAAUUGGAUAUAUUAAUCAGGCAAAAGUAUUGUAUAGUACAAAUAGUGUGAUCAAUCCAGCAUCGUCAGUGAAAAAGUCGACGAGACAUGUCAAAGAGACUGCGACGAAAGUCCUGGAUGGACCUGGACUCACUAAAGACUUAUAUUCACGUCAUCUUGAUUGGGGAUGUCACAAUUGGGUUGCAGUCGCUUUAGGACACGAAUUAUACCUCUGGAACACUGAGACAUGUGUCAUCAAGAAUCUCUUUGAAGACAAUGCUCCGACUAACGAAGGUCUGAUCACCUCAGUACGAUGGAGUCAGGAAGGUCGAUAUAUUUCCCUAGGAUACGCAUCAGGAGCUGUCAAGAUCUAUGAUCCAAAUCGUCCGAAAACCACUGAGUAUGUGCGUGAGUUGAGAACCCUUCGAGUCGGUGGAGCUUCACGAUGUGCUUCAAUUGCAUGGAGAAAGCAAGGAGUGAUGACAUGUGGUUAUAAAUCAGGAGACAUUGUUAAUCACGACGUCAGAAUCUCUCAACAUGUUGUUAGUUCGUGGGGAGGCGACAAUGGUCAUUGUCGUGACGUCACAGCUCUCGAAUGGUCUGCAGAUGAGAAUAUGUGCGUCAGUGGAUCAUCUGAUAGAACUGCAAAGAUUUGGGAUGGCCGUCACGUCAGAGGAAGUACAGUUAUUCAGGAUCCGGAACCUAUGUUCACUAUUGACGAGCACACUGGUCAAGUUCGUACAGCUCAAUUCUGUUCAUUCCGAGACGGCAUCCUGGCCACUGGCGGUGGAAUUAACGAUGGAACUGUGAAGUUGUGGGAUGUCAAGAGACAGUUCCAAAAAGUUCGAGAGCUUAAUGUUUGUGAAACUGGCGGUGUCGGUGGUAUUGUAUUCAAUCGUCCGUACUCUGAAAUGCUAACAGCUUCUGACGAUGGUUUCCUGCGUAUUUACCGAUUCAAUGCAAACUACAAGCUAUCUCACGAAAUUCAAGCAUCUAACGAACCUAUCAUGGAUCUUGUUGGAUCUCCGUUCGAUGAAGUACUUAUUGGAGACAUGGAGGAAACUUUGAAAGUAUUCCAAUUGUUCAACGUCGACAAGAGUACGAACAUUCUCGAUAGAACUGCGCCGAAAAACGUUGGCUUGAACGUUAGAUAAAAUUUUACUGUACCUUAAUUUACUGUACCUUAAAUCUUAAUUGUUUGUUAUCCCCUCAAAGAUCAUCCUACUUCUUUUUAUUUAUUCAUUACGAACGCCGUUUUGACGCUAACCUUAACUUUUCGAAUUAGUUUCAGAUUUAUUAAUCUGUAAAUGGUCUCUUCUUGUCUUCUCACCUCUGAAUACACGUCAACAUGAACAUUUGUUUGUAUUGUUGCUGAAAUUUCCGCUCAUUUUUACUUUUUUUAAUUCCAAUAAAGUCAUUUUUUCAAGAUU
Molecule: messenger RNA, 1819 nt
Organism: Caenorhabditis elegans
Lineage: Eukaryota; Metazoa; Nematoda; Chromadorea; Rhabditida; Rhabditidae
Gene: fzy-1
Product: WD repeat-containing protein fzy-1
Exons: 10
Coding region: 20-1543 (507 amino acids)
Cellular component (GO): chromosome; cytoplasm
Molecular function (GO): anaphase-promoting complex binding; ubiquitin-protein transferase activator activity
Source: RefSeq, marked reviewed